This is a messenger RNA of Paramuricea clavata, 661 nucleotides long. NCBI's taxonomy places the organism in Eukaryota, Metazoa, Cnidaria, Anthozoa, Malacalcyonacea, Plexauridae. The record is from the annotation of a GenBank genome assembly.
AUGUUAGAAGACACCUCUGGAUGCCCAUUCAAAGCCAAGCUGAAUGAGGCACAAGUCUACCACAGCAUUUACACCGACGAGAGACUCUUCAAUGAAAUCGGUUGUGAGGGAUGCAUUACAAUUGACAUUGCCUUGGCAAAAGGUGGGACAGAGGCAAUUGUAGAGUCCUACUACAGCGUGAUGAAGUCACAGAAAAUGUGUGGCGGACAAUGUAAUGCAACUUUGGCUUUAAGGUAUGUAUUAGUUUAGUCUUGUUAACUUUCAAUAUGCAGUUAAUAUGCACCUAGAAAGUUACUGCCCUUGGAAAACUGCAGAAUUAAUCUUUAAUUUGAAUUGCGUUCUAACAUUAAAAUGUACUGAUUUAAGUCUUGUUAUAUCUUCGAGUUUCAGUUAAUUAAUGGAGCAGUUACUUAACAGUUAACAAUCAAUACUGUAAUUACUGUUUUCUAAUAGGACAAAGCUUGAUUGGUCUAUGCCACCAAUUUUGGAGUGUGAUCGUGCGGUUAAGGAAAUUGCAGAGAUAUUCAUCAAUGGUGACAAAGAGCUUUCCCUACCAAAGCAUGCUACACCAACAUUAGGCAGUCGAGCAAAGUACAGCCAAGAAAGCAAAGUGCUGAAACGACUUCGCACCAAAGAUCCACGACUUCCGUUUCUGUUGUAA